Molecule: messenger RNA, 697 nt
Organism: Prorocentrum cordatum
Lineage: Eukaryota; Dinophyceae; Prorocentrales; Prorocentraceae
Source: the annotation of a GenBank genome assembly
CGUGGCGAGCGCGGGUUUCGCCCCCUCGCCAGCGCCGGCCUUGCCGACGAUGCCAGACGAGAGUUCUCCUGGGGAGAAGGCCAUUUACAGCGCGCUACAGAUCAUGAACAGCCAGAUGGCCACACCGAACGGUUUGACAGCCCUGCACGGCACCAUCAAACGCGAAACACAGGAGGCCAUUUCGGUUGCCGUCGAACCGCUGAGAGACGAGAUGCGCGACCUCACCGACACAGUUCAGCGGCCUGAGAUGGGCGGUUGCGACCAGAGGUACCUCAGUUUGAUGAAUAAGGUCGAUGUUGCGCAUCGCCGGGUGGUGUUCAUAGGCUUCGAGGGUCAGCCCGGUCAUUCUUUCAGUGGACCCCGGAAUAGUCGCAAGAUCACCCGCGCGUCCUACUUGGAGUUCCGAACUCCGGAAAAGGCUUCAGCGCUCCUUGAUGAAGCAAGGACCGAGAGCAUGACGACGCCCUCCGGUAAGGCGAUCGCCAUCAAGGCUGCCACCACACACAUCAACUUGACGAAGAAUUUGGCUCUUCGCACGGCCACGGAGGCUAUUGAGAAGGCGCCAGGCGGCGAGAAUGCCCAGGUCGACUUCCAGACGAGGCUGGCCCCGAUCGGCGACGCGACUGCGUCCAAGCAAAGCCCGGGUGACCUGGAGGGCACCUUCAAGGGCAACUUCCCUCACCUUCGCCCCCCCUAG